AUGGUCGCCUUCCCCUUCCUCUUUAGCUUUCCGUUCGCCCUCCCCAGCUUGCCGUCCAUAUCGCUCCCAGCAAACAUACAGCGGCGGUUCCUGUCAUAUGUCCUCAAGCGGGCGUUAGGGCGGUUCGUGAAGACCGGAGGGCUGGAUGUGGAGAGGAUACAGGCGCAGAUCAGCGAGGGAUGGGUAGAGAUACAGGGCUUAGAGCUGAACCAUCAGGCUAUCAAUGCGCUUCUACCACCGUCACUUCCCUUGACGCUUACAAGCGGCCGACUAGAUCAUAUCUCCGCCAAAGUCCCAUUCGCCAAUCUAUGGUCAGACCCGCUCUCCGUCACUCUGACCGAUCUUACACUGGACUUUGAGCUCGGCGGAUCCCAAACCCCCUCUCGGCCCUCACCCCGCGGCUCAAGCUCACAUCAGCCGAGUCCCGGCUCGCCCCCUAUCGACCUCGCACACUCCGUCACAUCGGCAGCAGGGGACUUCCUGCAUGAUGAGCUGGACGCAUACGAGGAAGCCGAGCUCGGAAACUCUAUCCGCCAGUCCCUGGUUCUCAGCCAGAACGACCCAUUUGCGAGCGAUGACAUCCCCGGCGGCUUCCCAUUCGCUUCAAGCGGCGCCGGAGCCACGUCCCCUCUCGCGCCGACCACAGAGAGCAAAACGGCUCUGGCAGGUCUCGUGGAGCGGAUCCUGGCGAGACUGCAGGUCAAGGUCCGGAACGUACGGGUCCGGAUACGACUCGACGAUAAAGACCACGGGGCGACAUUCGAGCUUCGGAUAGGCGAUAUACAGUAUGCGGACGAGAGCGAUGCCGAACCUGCAAAGGUCAUGCGCGUCCUCCGCUUCUCAUCCGUCUCGGUAUAUACGGUACCCUCACGGAAGGUGGUACCGACUCGCCCGGUAUACGCUUCGUCGGUCCGCUCAUCGUCGAGCUCGUCGUCGGACUCGACAAGUGACGGAGGAGGAAUGGCCAUGUCCCUGGCUGUCGCUGAUCUGCGGCAAAGCACCAUGUCGUCCAUCGCUUCGGGGGCGUCGGUGUACCACAGCGCGCUGGACGAGGGAGGGAUUCCGGGGGAGGAAGAGGAGGAAGACAGCAGGGAUCAUGAUCGGUCACCUACACCCACCGCUGCUACUAUUGAGCCCGACGUCCUCCUUCUGAGCUUCGGAAGCGAGGGUAUCAUCAUUUCGAUGAAGACGACCCCGCCCAAGGCUCGGGAGGAGGCCGCCUCUUCGGCAGAUACUGGUCGGCCGGUGCUGCGGAGAGGCUCGACUAGCCAGAUCGCAGAGCAACUACCUCUGCUUGAGCUCGACCUGGCCGUCGGGACCAUAGCGGCGGUUAUCCUGCCUCGCCAGCUCGCCUCACUAGUGGCCGCAGCCCAGAGAUUUUCGGGCACAUCGAGCACGACAUCUGCUACAUCGGACCCGGUCCAGCCUCGGAUCCAAGCGAAGGUGCGCGUCAAAGGCGUGCAUGUCGCAAUGAUAUACGAUAUGGAUCUUGACCAAUUGCCCAUCCAGGCGGUAGAUCAAUUCUGGGCCAAGCCUGCCAGUACCUACCUUCCCGUCGGCCACCUCAAACUUCGGACGGAAGGUCUCUCCGCUUCAUACUGUACCAAAGGCCAUAUCCCUACACCUCUUCCUCUAUCUCGACGAUCCACCAGCUCCACCCUCAAUCCUCUCCGUCGCACAUCCUCCUCCAUCUCUCCAUGCCCUCGCCCGCCCAGCGUCGAGAUGACCGUUUCGGAGGUCUCAAUCUUCGAGUACCUCGCGACGGAUUCCGCUUCGGCUGCGGAUCCCGGAGAUGCUAUCCCAGGCGGAGCAUACCCCGUCCUUAUCUUCGACUCCAAUCUUCUCAAGCAAUAUGACUUGCGUACGCCCGCUUCAACUCGGCCGUCUUCAGGAUUGACGCCGCCGCCGCUCUUCCCGGAGUACGAGAACGUCGAUUGGCGGAACUCUGGUCUUCAGAAACGGAGCGGAGCAGGAGAGAAGUCAUGGAGGGUCCGGGCGGGAGUCCGGGGGGUUCUGAAGGGCGUAUCUCCGCCUCCAGUAGGGGAUGAGGGGCCGGCGAUAUCCAUCAAGGCGUCUAUCUCAACUGCACUUAUCCAAUUACUUCCCAUCCAUCUCUUCCUUGAUCUGUCACUGCUCGAACGUCUUUUACCCCUCCUCCGCUUCAUCGCCCCCGCAAUCCGGUCAACACCGCCCGAACGGGAUGCCUACGCGGAGAUGGCGGCUUCUCGGCGCCAGCCUGCUCCCCCAGCCGCCCGUGGCGGUCAGUACGUCAUCGACGAUCUGGACGCCCAGGCAGCUUCGGUAUCGACUCUGAAAGCUCAACCUCGGUCAAACCUGCUCGAGGUCAUAUGUCCGCUGUUUCGGAUAGACAUACGAUGUCCCGCCCCUCUCAACCGGAGGGGUACAUGGGGAGAUGGGGCGCAUCUACGGUCCGGAAUAGUGACGCUGGAUCUACAUCGCCUUUCUACGCGUCUGAAGGCGGGCAGUCAGGGCGACUUUACGGUGGAAUGGGACAAGAUGCUGUUGUUCUUCUGUCGAGUCCCAGAGAAACGCGCUCAGGCGUUCCUCGUUGUCGGUCCGCUAGCAUCCGACGCCUCCGAUCUAGACAUGACCCCCCUUCUCCCCUCCGUCACGAUCGGUAAAACCACCAGUCCCACCUCGACUUCGCUCGUCACCUGCCGUAUCCCCUCCAUCCAGGCCAAAGUCCGCCAGACCACCAUCGAGGGCCUGCAGUUCUUUGCAGACGACAUCACGCACUGGCUAGACGGUGCAUUUGGGGAUGGGUCGGCGCCUAAACCCCGGGACGACCUAAAGAUGAUCGGGAGUCGGUUCUUUGGGUCCAAGGGGUCUUCAUCUGCCUCUAGCUCGGCGGAGGAGGAGGAGGACGAGGCCGCUUCAGCGACUAUCAUCCGGGUCAACAUCUCCGAGGUGGACAUCGCUCUGCACGUGCCUCGGAAGAAUCGUGAGGAUACUGCCGCUACAGAACGCAUCCUCUCGCUGCAGGCGUCAGACGUCGACGUCAAGGUCGAAUCCAACACGACCGGAACUACUCUCGCCGUCGCCAUCAUGGACGCGGAAUUCAACGAUCGGACGACUCCCUCGGCGCCUAUCAGGAUACUCGGCCGAACAACACCCUUGACAUUGGCGAUGCACAACUCGCCGCUUGUCUCCAUUCGCUUCUCCUCGUCGUCCGAUGCAGCUACCGGGGCGAAGGAAAGUGGGAUCAAGGUGGCAUUGACGACACUGGCGGUGUUCAUCACGAAGGACCUGGCGUGGGUCACCGAGUUGAAGACCUUCGCCAAGACACCAGAGGGGGUGUUUGAGGAUAUGACACCGGCGGAGGUCACGCGGAUAGCGGUACAGCUGUUUGACUUCUCUGUGCAUGUUUCGGCGCCGACGAGACCGGGAGCACUGGUGGGCGUGCUGGGAUUGCUGGAUGUCAAGACCGAUAUCAUUAGCGAUGCGGAGGAGAGCCUGCUGGAGCUGAGUCUGGCGGGAGGGCAUGUGCUGGCUAUCGAUGAGACGGCGGCGGCUGGGGCUCUUCCGAUGGGACACUCUGCUUCGGUCGAAGCUUGGAAGCGCGCUGGCUAUGCAUCGAUGAUCGAGCUGGAUCCAGUCGAGCUGCAGCUAGUCCGAGAUCUUACAGGGUCGAAAGAUGUCAUGCUGGACGUUCUGAGGAGCCACGUCAGGGUGAUGGCGUGUGCGGACUCGCUUGGUACUUUCGCAGCUCUGCUUGGCGAUCUGCCUAAUCUUGACACAUUUCGCCGUCUGCCAGACACCAUCUCCGGGAUCGAUCUUAUAGAAGACGACCUCCCUACCAAUCUCGACUAUCUCGAUGCUGCGGCCAGACGGACCAAGCGAUCCGGCUCGGACGAUACGCUGGAAGGACUACGAUCAUGGCAGACAGAAUCUGAUAAUAAUUUGCUGGAUGACCAUCUCGCGGCAGAGAUCAAUGGGGAAACGAUCAAGAUACUGUUGAAAGGGGGAUUUGAUAUGGCGGAAGAGUACUGGGAGAAGCUACCGACGCUGGUACACGCUUCCUCGGACCAGCAAACCAUCCCCCUCAAAGUCCGCAUCCACGAUGUCUCGGCCGAGAUCCUCCUUCAUGACGGGUACGACUGGUCCCGGACCCGCCGGGCCAUCGAAGAGGAGAUCAAAGCCGUCCGCCGGCGCCUCGAAAAGAUCCGUCAACUCCUCGCCUCCGGCCAAAAAGCCGACGACAGCGUCGAGCGAGCGACCAGCGUCCUCUUCAACUCGAUCUAUAUCGGUCUCGACCAGUCCAAGGAGAAUAUGGACACGGCGGCGCUUCUCGCUGCGAUCGAUGACGAGCUCGAGGAGCUGGGAGACGAGACGGCCAGCCAGAGCUCUUGGCAGACCAUGCCCGCUGCAGGGAGCGAGCGGCCGUCCGCCAAGAAGACGCGGUUAAAGGGGAAGCGUCUGACCCGGUCGAAGAAGGCUCAGAUCGAGGUGGCGUUGAUGGGGGUCAAGGCGGAGAUCGAUGUUCACGGUGCGGACGACGCGACGUCUGGACGGGUGCACAUCACGGCAAAGUCGCUCGAGAUCCUCGAUCAUAUCAAGACGUCUACGUGGAAGAAGUUCUUAAGUGAGAUGAGGGCGGAUGCGAGGGGUAAUAUAAGGGAGACCGGGGCGGAUAUGCUGAGGGUGGAAUUGAUGAGCGUUCGCCCAUCUUUACCCCAUCCAGACGAGGAGCUUCGCCUCAAGGCCAAAGUACUACCCCUUCGGCUCCACAUCGACCAGGAUGCUCUAGACUUUCUGAAACGCUUCUUCAGCUUCGAAAUCCCUGCCAGCUCGGCAGCGCCAGAGCAGCCAACGACCGCUCACACCGCUCCCGCGGCAAAGGGAAAAGAGCUCUUCUUCCAACACGUCGAGAUCUUUCCCGUGGAGAUCAAGCUCGACUACAAACCCAAACGGGUCGACUUUGCGGCUCUUCGAGAGGGAAAGACGAUCGAAUUGAUGAACUUCUUCCACUUUGACGGGGCAGAAAUGACGCUUCGUCAUAUUACCAUGUCAGGGGUCUCCGGUCUGACCCGCCUAUCCACCAUGCUCCAAGACAUCUGGACUCCCGACGUCAAAGCCAAUCAGCUCGCAGAUGUCAUUUCCGGCGUAUCCCCAAUCCGCUCCAUGGUCAACGUCGGAUCGGGCGUCGCAGACCUCAUCCUCCUCCCUAUCGAGCAAUACAAGAAGGACGGCCGAAUCGCUCGCGGUGUUCAGAGAGGGACCAACAGCUUUGUGCGGUCAACAGCCAUGGAGAUGAUGAAGCUCGGCGCCAAGCUCGCAACGGGAACCCAGGUCAUACUGGAGCGAGCAGAAGGUGUGCUUGGUGGAGGAAGCAAGUUUAGGGACGAUGUCAUCGGGGAGGUCGGAGCGGACUCUGGGCGUCAGACGGUCGAAAGCGAUGAUGACGAGGGGGAUAUGGUGGAGGUCCUGAGUCGGUACGCGAAUCAGCCGACGGACGCGCGAGAGGGUGUCCAGGCGGCGUACAAGAGCUUGUCGAGCAACAUCACUUCGGCGGCGCAAACGAUAUUAGCAGUUCCGAUGGAGGUGUAUGAGCGAUCUGGGGAGAAUGGACCGCUCAAAGCCGUCGUUCGGGCUGUACCGAUCGCUGUAUUGCGUCCGAUGAUUGGCGCUUCCGAGGCGGUCAGCAAGACUCUUCUGGGUGUCCGCAACAGCUUGGACCCGACGUCACGGGAGGAGCUGGGGGACAAGUACAAGUGA
Messenger RNA from Dioszegia hungarica, 5736 nucleotides. RefSeq lists its product as uncharacterized. The record is from RefSeq and is a predicted model, not a curated record. Lineage: Eukaryota; Fungi; Basidiomycota; Tremellomycetes; Tremellales; Bulleribasidiaceae. Gene Ontology annotation, molecular function: phosphatidylinositol-3-phosphate binding. The coding region runs from base 1 to 5736 and encodes 1911 amino acids. Gene Ontology annotation, biological process: autophagosome assembly; piecemeal microautophagy of the nucleus; autophagy of mitochondrion. The transcript has 12 exons. Gene Ontology annotation, cellular component: phagophore assembly site; extrinsic component of membrane.